Molecule: messenger RNA, 3216 nt
Organism: Daktulosphaira vitifoliae (grape phylloxera)
Lineage: Eukaryota; Metazoa; Arthropoda; Insecta; Hemiptera; Phylloxeridae
Exons: 19
Coding region: 80-3097 (1005 amino acids)
Biological process (GO): lipid metabolic process
Molecular function (GO): triacylglycerol lipase activity
Source: RefSeq, a predicted model, not a curated record
AUAAGUCUAUUUCUUUCAGUACACAUUAGUUCUCGAUAGAGUGACUAUCGAUAGAUGUGUACAUUUUCAUCUACCCCUAAUGAGAGCCAAAAUUAAAAUGACAAAUUUAAGAACAUCGUUGAUCGUUGUUUUUGUAAUCGCAACUUUACAAUUACAAAUAUACUGUGACGGUCAACAAUUGGGAUUUAAAUCACUGGAUAUAUUCAAGAAACCAUCCGACAAUGUCAUUAGUUCUACAGAUGAUACAAAAAGUAAUUCUUUAAUUAAAAAUAUUUUCGACUCAGGAUUACAGGCCAUAAAUAACGCAAAAAAUAUUAAUGAUACAACCAUUAAUAAAACAACAGAAGAUUCAAAUAAACUAUCAAACAUAGCAGCAAGCGGGUUGAUAGAUUGGUCGAAUUCAUCUAUAGAAGAUGCUAUCAUUAAAGCAAAUUGUAUUAUACCAAAAGACGCAAAUAGUAUUACUAGAGCUCUACUCCUCCAACAAUGUUUAUCUCCUAGCUUCGGACAUGGUAAUGAAACACGAUGCUUUGAUGGACUCGGUUGUUUUCCUAUGGAAAACCCAUGGACUUCUCUUUUAAGACCGUUACCCAUGCCUAUGACACCUGAUGAAGUAGGAACUAAAUUAUAUUUGUACACAAGAAAUCAGCCGGGGCGAUACAAUGUAAGUAUCUGGCCUGAAAUAUCUUUAGAAGGAUCCGACUUUGAUUCAAAAAGGCCUUAUACAGUAUUCAUAACGCAUGGAUAUAUACACAAUGGUAACGAGUCAUGGCUUUCUGAUCUCAAAGAUGCAUACUUAAAACAACGUGAUGCAAAUGUAUUUUUAGUCGAUUGGGGUAAGGGAUCAUUUAAUCUUAACUACUUGCAAGUGGCCUCCAAUACUAGAAUUGUUGGCGCAGAGUUGGCCAGAUUUGGAAAAUACUUGGCUAAACAACAAGAGCUAGAUCCUUCAAAAAUUCACUUGAUGGGACACAGUUUAGGAGCUCAUAUAACUUCUUACUUUGCAAAGAACUUUCCUGGUGUUGGUAGAAUAACUGGUUUUGACCCGGCUCAGCCUGGUUUUGAAGGAUGUCCAAAAGAAGUUAGAUUAGAUAAGAGUGAUGCUGAACUUGUAGAUGUAAUUCAUACUAGUAGUCGUCCAUUUAUUCCAUUUUUAGGGUUUGGUUUCAUAGAACCAAUUGGUCAUUUGGACGUAUACAUGAAUGGAGGAGCAUUCCAACCAGGAUGCGUUGCACCCCCUUUCGAACAAGUCAAAAUUAAAAACAUUGCAGAUUUGGCUGUUGUUCCUUUACUUGUUUUAGGAGAAUGGAUUGCCUGUUCACAUGGAAGAUCUUUUCUUUAUUAUACUGAAGCGGUGCUGUCCAACGAACAAUGUACGGUUUGGGGACAUAGAAUUAAUCUUAUAACUGGCAUUCUAGAAACUAUAACAACUGGACAUUUGCAUGUGUCUGCGUUAAAAAAUUGUUCUCUGGAUGACUGUAUUCCUUUAGGCUUAGAAGUCGAUGAAUAUCCAGCCAGAGGCAUAUUCAGUGCCUCUACUAAUAUGUUUACACCUUUCUGCAGCGUACAUAAAGAAACUGAUAACAUUAUGCGAUCAGCAUUAAAAACUUUAAAUGUUGCAAAAAAAAUUAAUGAUACAACCAUUAAUAUAACAACAAAAGAUUCAAAUAAACUAUCAAACAUAGCAGCAAGCGGGUUGAUAGAUUGGUCGAAUUCAUCUAUAGAAGAUGCUAUCAUUAAAGCAAAUUGUAUUAUACCAAAAGACGCAGAUAGUAUUACUAGAGCUCUACUCCUCCAACAAUGUUUCUAUCCUAACUUCAAUAAUACAGAUGCUUUUAUUAUCAAGGAAACACAAUGCUUUGAUGGACUCGGUUGUUUUCCUAUGGAAAAACCAUGGACUUCUCUUUUAAGACCGUUACCCAUGCCUAUGACACCUGAUGAAGUAGGAACUAAAUUAUAUUUGUACACAAGAAAUCAGCCGGGGCGAUACAAUGUAAGUAUCUGGCCUGAAAUAUCUUUAGACGGAUCCGACUUUGAUUCAAAAAGGCCUUAUACAGUAUUCAUAACGCAUGGAUAUAUACACAAUGGUAACGAGUCAUGGCUUCUUGAUCUCAAAGAUGCAUACUUAAAACAACGUGAUGCAAACGUUUUUUUAGUCGAUUGGGGUAAAGGUGCAUCGAGUGCUAAUUAUUUGCAAGUGGCCUCCAAUACUAGGAUUGUAGGUGCAGAGUUGGCCAGAUUUGGAAAAUACUUGGCUAAACAAUAUGGGCUAGAUCCUUCAAAAGUUCACUUGAUGGGUCACAGUUUAGGAGCUCACAUAUCUUCUUACUUUGCAAAGAACUUUCCUGGUGUUGGUAGAAUAACUGCUUUUGACCCCGCUCAGCCUGGUUUUGAAGGAUGUCCAAAAGAAGUAAGAUUAGAUAAGAGUGACGCUGAAUUUGUAGAUGUAAUUCAUACUAGUUGCCGCCCGACAGUUCCAUUUUUAGGUUUUGGUCUCAUAGCUCCAGUCGGUCAUGUGGAUGUAUAUAUGAAUGGUGGAUUAAUACAACCUGGAUGCACUGUGCCACCUUUUAAUACAUUAAAAAUUACAGGAAUAGCAGAUUUGGCAGCUAUUCCAGUAAAUGUCUUAUCAUCGUGGGUUGCGUGUUCGCAUGGUAGAUCUUACCAAUAUUUUAUAGAAUCAGUAUGGCCGAUAGAUAUAUGUACAUUCUGGGGACGUAAAACUGAAGUUUUAACUGCUAUUACAAGUAUUGCAUCAAUUGGUCAGUUAGAACCAAUCACAUCCUUGAUACAAAAAUGCAAAUUAGAUGAGUGUAUUCCAUUAGGCUUGGAUGCCGAUCAAUAUCCAGGCAGAGGUGUAUUUAGUGCAGCUACAGCCUUCUUUUCGCCUUUUUGUAGAGAAAGCAAAGAAACUGACGAACUCAUGAGAUCAGAAUUGAGAAACAGUAGAAAUGCCAAGAAUACUUUAUAUAGCGAUGAUGAUAAAAAAAGUAAUGAUAAUAAAAAAGGAAUUUUAGGUCUGAAUUUCGGUCGGUUGACAGAAAAAAACAAUAAUGAUAAUAAUACAACUCAAAGUGAUAAAUCCAGAAAAGAUUAAUUAAAAGACUGAAUAAAAAUAUCAUAUUUUUUAAUUUUUUUGGUUAAAAAUAUUAUCUUUAUAAUUUAAUAAUUUUAAAGCAUUAUUAAAUUACAGAUUAAAUAAAUAUAUUAGUUAGA